Tricharina praecox is the source of this 1000-nucleotide messenger RNA. RefSeq lists its product as uncharacterized. The transcript has a single exon. Bases 213 to 737 code for a protein of 174 amino acids. The record is from RefSeq and is a predicted model, not a curated record. Lineage: Eukaryota; Fungi; Ascomycota; Pezizomycetes; Pezizales; Pyronemataceae.
GUGCAGGUGUUGAUUCCAAGUGGUCGCUUGAAAACGAUGGUGGCUGGAUUCGUGCAGUGGUUACCAGUAAUGUCUACGAGUGAUGAUGUGUGGUUGACCACUCGGCUCCGAAAUGCCAGACUAUCUCAACAGUCUCCCGUUCGUCUUGAGCCAUGCCGAGGAUGGACUACUAACAUCGGUCUGGAUGAGUGUUCAGUAGACUUUUGAAAUCUAUGGAUGCUCGGAUGGUGAUAUCCUGCAAUUUGUCGUUAGCUUGCCCGCGUAGGUGCUAUCUAUGGCACUGGCCAGUGGCAGAGUUGUAUGUGGCGUGUGUGUCCACUCUUUCCGACCGCGGAUUGAGUGCCCCGACCGACGAAUUCGACGACGAUGAGCAUGAAGCGAUAGAGAUCAAUCGAACCUCGGUCCCUGGCCGGAGAACCACCACGGGUGCUAAGUCCGAACCUCUGAAGAAGUCUCACCAUCGCUUCCCCGCACAUCAUCAUCGAUUUUAUCACUCUAGGAGAGCCUGUUUAGCAGGCGAUACGGCGACGGCGGAGAGGAGAGUGAACUUCAGGGGGAGAGCUCAGGGCUUGGCCCAGGACAACGUCGACCAUGACAACCGGUAUUUUGCCAGUCCCGCCUUCGAUCCAAAUAUCUUCGCUGCUAUUCAUCGGGCCCCGGCCUUGACAGCUACGCAAACCCCGAGACGACGAUUCCUUUCGAGCACCAUGCCGUGUGCGCUAGACUGGUUAUGUUGAGGGUAGUACCGAGUGGAGGUAUCUUUUGGAGAAGAGGAGGGCUACGAAGCGCCGCUACAGCGCAAAACCGACAACCCGAGCCUCUUCGGAGGCUCACUUUCAAAAUAUUGCGAGACGAAGGGAUUUGGCUUGUCAUUUCUGUGUGGAUUUGGUGGUGGAAUUUCUUUGUCGAAAUGUUGUAUUGUAGAUAUCUCUAUCGGCCAUAACCUUCGAGUUCCAUGCUGUAUGAACAACCAAUCAAUCAAUCAAUCAGUGGCAGAGUU